CUGGAUCAGUUAACGGCUACACGAGCAGUUCAGACUUCUAAUCACGUGGUGCAGUAGCUUCCUUUCUUCUCAGAACCAAGGAGAGAAUACUUCGCAAAAUGGAGGGACAUGAAGCAAGGGAGCCUGAACAGCUCAGGAAGCUGUUCAUUGGGGGCCUAAGUUUUGAAACCACAGAGGAAAGUUUAAGGAUCCAUUUUGAACAAUGGGGAAACCUCACAGACAGUGUGGUGAUGCGGGACCCAAACAACAAGCGCUCGAGAGGGUUCGGCUUUGUAACAUACUCCUGUGUGGAGGAGGUGGAUGCCUGUAUGGCAGCUCGCCCUCAUAAGGUGGACGGACGUGUUGUUGAACCUAAAAGGGCUGUAUCGAGAGAGGACUCUAAUAGACCAGGUGCCCACCUGACGGUGAAGAAGAUCUUUGUUGGGGGGAUCAAGGAGGACACACAGGAGGACCAUAUCAGGGAGUACUUUGAGAGCUACGGGAGGAUUGAGACCAUUGACAUUAUGGAAGAACGCGCAACUGGGAAAAAGAGGGGUUUCUGCUUUGUCUCAUUUGAUGACAAUGACACUGUGGAUAAAAUUGUUGCUCAAAAAUACCACACAAUAAACAGCCACAACUGCGAAGUCAGAAAAGCACUCCCAAAACAGGAAAUGAUGGAGGCGUCCAAUCAGAGGAGUAGGGGUGGUGGCUCUGGAAACUUCAUGGGUAGAGGUGGCAACUCUGGUGGUGGCAACUUUGGUCAAGGUAAGUCCCUUUCACAUUUGAUAUGUGGAUACAUUUGGAACAGUAAUCACACCAGCAAUGUAAACUUAGUUAUCUUGUGUGUUACAGGAGGCUACGGUGGCGGAAGAGGAGGGGAUGGAUACAAUGGAUAUGGAGGAGAGGGUGGAAACUACAGUGGGGGACCUGGCUACAGAGGUGGACGUGGUGGCGGGUAUGGGGGAGGAAGUCCUGGGUAUGGAAACCAGGGAGGAGGCUUUGGAGGAGAAUAUGAUAACUACAAUGACAGAGGCAACUUCAGGGGGAACUUUGGUGGUGGAAGAGGUGGAAAUUACAAUGACUUUGGUAACUACGGAGGACCGCAAUCCAGCUAUGGCCCCAUGAAGGGGAACAACUUUGGUGGCAGAAACUCUGGUGGUGGCCCCUAUGGAGGUGGCUAUGGCUCAGGCGGUGGAAGUGGGCAUGGCUAUGGCUCACAGCGAUAUUGAUACUAUGAUGCUAGGGCUUCAGUUCUUAGCAGGAGAGGAGAUGAGCAAGGAUUUGUCAGGAAAGCAGCAGGUUACUGUACUUUUAGGCAGUCGUCUGAAAGCAUUUAGAGGAACAGAAGUCAGAAAGUUACUGCAGCUUUAACGGGAGACUAAUCCUAAGAAAGACUGUACACACAAACUACAAAGUGCAAGGGUGUAGCUAGUACCUUAUUUGUGGUAGAUGUUCCCCCACUUUAUAAUUGUUCCUUUUGUGCAUCUGAAGUGUAUGUAUUGUUGUGCCUGUGGAAUCAGGAGUAAAAUAAUAAAAUAAUUUCGAACUCCA
This is a messenger RNA of Coregonus clupeaformis (lake whitefish), 1530 nucleotides long. RefSeq names its product heterogeneous nuclear ribonucleoprotein A3-like. Gene Ontology annotation, molecular function: RNA binding. NCBI's taxonomy places the organism in Eukaryota, Metazoa, Chordata, Actinopteri, Salmoniformes, Salmonidae. The coding region runs from base 99 to 1208 and encodes 369 amino acids. The record is from RefSeq and is a predicted model, not a curated record. The transcript is spliced from 10 exons.